Vavraia culicis subsp. floridensis is the source of this 309-nucleotide messenger RNA. RefSeq lists its product as uncharacterized. The record is from RefSeq and is a predicted model, not a curated record. Bases 1 to 309 code for a protein of 102 amino acids. The transcript has a single exon. Lineage: Eukaryota; Fungi; Microsporidia; Pleistophoridae.
AUGCCCUUAGUUCCUGAUGGAAAUAGUGUACCAUCUGCUCAAUGCCUUCAUUUUAACAUAGAGAUGUAUCGCAACCGCAAUGCUGAUCUUAAUGUAAGCCGUGAUUUAUGCGACACUUCCUCUCAUGAGCACUUUGAGGAAUUUUUAUUCUCAGAUCUGCAGAUAAAUGUGAUUCUCGAUAACCUAACACCCAGUCAGGAAAGCGUGCUCAAUACUCAACCUAUUAUUAUUAUUCUUAGAAGAGAUGCUAGACGAUUUUUCACUUAUACCUUUCACAGAACGACCAUUUUCUCCUGUCAAUAUCUGUAA